Messenger RNA from Benincasa hispida (wax gourd), 1390 nucleotides. Its product is annotated as LURP-one-like protein (DUF567). Lineage: Eukaryota; Viridiplantae; Streptophyta; Magnoliopsida; Cucurbitales; Cucurbitaceae. The record is from RefSeq and is a predicted model, not a curated record.
AAUAUAAAAAUUUUUAGAGGUUAUUUCCGACAAUUUUUCAGACAUUUUCUUUUAAGUACUACAGAUAUGGGAUCUUCUCACUCCUAUCAUACCCCUUCAUCAAAGCUGAUUUUGAACUUGGAACUCCACAAAUUGUCAAAGUCGAUGGCUUUAUAACUUUAUCACUAGGAUUCUUGGCACAUACUUCUGAAAAACUAUUGCUUCUUUACAUAUGAUAUGUGUUAGAAAGAAUCUUUCUUUAUGACUUUUCUUUGGCUUCAAACCUUUUAGCAUCUAUCCAUAGAAGCCAAAGUGCAGGUGGAAUAAUACCUAGAGCCCUCUCUCUAUUUCUAUUGGUUAAACUCGCAGUGCGUGAACCAAUUGUUGUGUCCUGAAACAAGCAACUAUGACUUGGAGCCAUUAAUAUUCUUCUUCAAACCUUGAAUAUAAGAAAUAAUCAAUCAUUUGCCAAACUCUGUUGAAAACAUAGCCAGGCUGGCUGUUCGGAGCCUCAUAAAUUGCGGAAAGACGAACAAAGAAUCAUCAUUUGGCUACAAUCGGAAAGAUGAUUCCCCUAGUUAGCAAAUUAUACUGUUCAUCUUCCGAGGUUGUGUUUGUCGUUAGGACGAGACCACACGUCAUUAAUGGAGGAGGUUUUGUAGUGACAAAUUGUGAUCAGAAAGUUGUUUUUAGUGUUGAUGGGUGUGGGAUUCUGGGAAAGGAAGAUGAGCUGAUUCUGAGGGAUGGGAAGAGGGAUGCUUUGCUUUUACUCCGUGGGAAGGGAGGGAUUUUUGAGGCUCUAAGCUUUCAUAAGAUGUGGAAGGCUUUCAAAUACGAUUACCAAGGAUCCAAAAAGUUAAUUUUCAGCUUGAGACGGCCUAAGUCAUGUCUUCCUGUGAAAAACGACGUUGGAAUCAAAAUCGCGACCAAACCAAAGGUUAGCAACAAAGAUUGGGAUUUCGAGAUCAGUGGUUAUUUCCCUGAUAAAAAAUGCAGCAUUAUUGAUUCUCAAGGCAAUGUAGUUGCUCAGAUUGGAACGAAUAAAAAGGCUGGAGAGCUCUUGAGCAAGGAUAUCUACUAUGUGUCGAUAAAACCUGGAAUUGAUCAGGCCUUUGUUGUUGGAGUUAUUGCCAUUCUCGACAACAUCUAUGGCGAAUCAACCAGCUGCUGAAUUUGCAAUGAGGAAGACAAUUUAAGAUAGGGGAGGAUGGUUAUUGCUUGAUGGUAAUUGUUUGUUGCUCUUCCAUCAGAUUGUGAUUAAACUGAAGGUUUGUGGUGGCACUCCAUUUCGCUUGUCUCCAUGAACUGGGUCUGCAUUUUUUGUUAACAGCAAUGUAUUCUUUUAGCUUUUAUAGCAUUCAUCCGUGUAAAUGUAAUUGAACUCUUCAGCUUCUCCACUGCCUUUUGAUCA